This is a messenger RNA of Trametes versicolor FP-101664 SS1, 294 nucleotides long. RefSeq lists its product as uncharacterized. Bases 1 to 294 code for a protein of 97 amino acids. NCBI's taxonomy places the organism in Eukaryota, Fungi, Basidiomycota, Agaricomycetes, Polyporales, Polyporaceae. The record is from RefSeq and is a predicted model, not a curated record. The transcript has a single exon.
AUGUCUACCGCAAUCUCAAUUACAUACGAGCUGAACCCGCCUGCGGACACCCCAACGCCCGACAAUCUCGCUUCCACAAAAACGCACGAGUUCUCCAUCGCGAGCGCCGAUGCUGCCGGUCAAAAAGAGUACUAUGUAGGCCUGCGGGCUGCGGUACUGCAGGCGAAGGGUACCCUGGGCGAGGAGCUCACCGCAUGGAGAGAUGUUGUGGGCAAACGAGAGGAGAACAAGGAGGCCAAAAUCCCUAAGAAGAGUGAGGAGGACGAAGACGAGGACGAGGAGGCGGAAGAGUGA